AUGAGGGACCUUCUUCACAUCAGCCAUCCCCAUGGCCAUGGGAGGAGCAGCAGCAGAUUCUUCGUCGUCGCCGUCGUGUCCCUCACGCUCGUUGCAGCUCUUCUCGCGGCUUUCCACAUGCUGACCACGACGAGGAUCCCAGCUGACCGGCGGCCGCUUGGUUCUCAGUCUCACACGUCAGCCCGGCGAGGCGAGGGCUGUGACAUUUUCCGGGGCGACUGGGUGCCGGACCUGGACGCGCCCUACUACACCAACGACACCUGCCCCCCGGGGAUCAUCGACGAGCACUACGACUGCAUGAGGUUCGGCAGGCCGGACCUGGGCUUCCUCCAGUGGCGGUGGCAGCCCGCCGGCGACGGCUGCGACCUGCCCCGCUUCGACCCCCGCCGCUUCCUGGCCUUGAUGAGGGGCAAGACCAUCGCCUUCGUCGGGGACUCGCUGGCCAGGAACCACAAGGACUCUCUCAUCUGCCUCCUCACCAGAGUCGCGAUGCCUACCAUAAGCUCGCCGAGAGAGAAGCACACGGUGUACUACUACAGGGAGUACAACUUCACGGUGGCCAGCUUCUGGGUGCCGUACCUGGUGCGGCACGAGAUGAUCGAAGACGACGGGCCGAUGCACACGGGCCUCUGGAACCUCUACCUGGACGAGCCGGAGGAGGUGUGGGCGACGCAUGUGGCGGAGCUCGACUACGUGGUGGUGUCGGCGUCGAGCUGGUUCUACCGCCCGUCCAUGCUGUACGAGGCCGGGCAGCUCGUCGGGUGCCACCACUGCCAGCGGCCCAACGUGACGGACCUGACAAUGCGGUACGCGCUGCGCAUGGCCACGCGGGCCGCGUUGCGGGCGCUCUCCGGCGCCGACGGCCGGUUCCGCGGCACGGUGCUGCUGCGCACCGUCGACCCGUCGCACUAUGAGGGCGGGGAGUGGAACAAGGACGGCAACUGCCUUCGGAGGGCGCCGCACCGACGCGGGGAGAAGAUGGUCGAGGGCUUCGAGCUCGACUUCCGCGCGCUGCAGGUGGAGGAGUUUGCGGCGGCGGAGAGGGCGGCGGCCGGCGGGGUGAGGGUGAUGCUGAUGGACACGACGGAGGCGAUGAUCCUGCGCGCGGACGCGCAUCCCAGCAAGUACCGCGCCUGGACGCCCGACCCGCUCAUGAAAAACCAGGUGUACAGCGACUGCGUGCACUGGUGCCUUCCGGGGGCUAUUGAUACAUGGAACGACAUGCUGCUCCAUAUGCUGCUCAACGAGUGA
Molecule: messenger RNA, 1251 nt
Organism: Triticum dicoccoides
Lineage: Eukaryota; Viridiplantae; Streptophyta; Magnoliopsida; Poales; Poaceae
Product: protein trichome birefringence-like 19
Exons: 2
Coding region: 1-1251 (416 amino acids)
Cellular component (GO): Golgi apparatus
Molecular function (GO): O-acetyltransferase activity
Source: RefSeq, a predicted model, not a curated record